Molecule: messenger RNA, 996 nt
Organism: Aspergillus pseudonomiae
Lineage: Eukaryota; Fungi; Ascomycota; Eurotiomycetes; Eurotiales; Aspergillaceae
Exons: 2
Coding region: 1-996 (331 amino acids)
Source: RefSeq, a predicted model, not a curated record
AUGGCCGUACCGGAUGACAACCGUCAUUUGGUAUAUGACUUGACCGUGCAGUGUGAAGAUCUCUUUGAUCAAGUGGUCAGAAAUGCAGCACUUCAGCCAGUUCUCCUGGAAUUCCAAACACGGUUCAGAGCGUGGACUGUCGGUCUGAAGGUAUUCGCCCGGCCAAACCAAUGCCUUGACUGGCGGUUAAGACAGAGGCCUGAUAUCCGUGAUGUCAUUGUCCAAACGUUGACAAUUCUCCAAAGGGAUCUAGUAAAUCUCGGACAAUCAGAUACCGUUGACAGGAAUGCCACGCGUCCCACAGAGGCCGAACCCACCGAGAACCAGUUCAGAACCAAGUCUAUAGAUACUGCAGCUUUAAAGGCAGUCAAUGGAUCACUCGACGAGCUUUAUCGGCUGGAAGCUGGGAUACGAGAUUCCACCUUUGGACGUCUCACUCCCCGAUUCCCAACAUUUGUUGGCGAUCCACAUUUAGAGAGCUUCAUGGGGCUGGCCUUGCUAUGCAUUCGAACCUUGUAUCCAAAUGCUCAUCAACAUCUCCAACGCCACCUGAGCGAGUCUAUGACGGAGCGAUAUGCUGCCAUGAAAAACACUAAGCCUCGCCAGCAGGCAUUCCAGACUCUGCGCGACAAGAACUCGUCCCCUAUGCUGACGAUUGACGAUGAGCAGCAAUGCAGCAAAGCGAGGCCUCCACCAAUACAAGAUGAGAUAGAGGGACAUCGUUCAAUAUCAAAUGAAGACGGAGAACAGAGGGCUCUACAGCGUGGAGUGAAGGCUAUUUCCCUAUCCGACCUAUCGUCCACGAAUACUGGUCAACUUAAAACGAUGCUUUCAGGUUCAUUAAGCCACAGUCAGCCAGAUCAAGCUUGGUCCAUCCAUCUUAGACUAACCGAAUAUCCUUCCCCACCCGAAAGGGAUGGCACUAACAUCGUUGCCUGUGACUGGUGUUCAGAGCCUCUGGAUGAGAAAACCCUGGAUGGAAGAAAUUGGCAGUAA